Molecule: messenger RNA, 5513 nt
Organism: Triticum urartu
Lineage: Eukaryota; Viridiplantae; Streptophyta; Magnoliopsida; Poales; Poaceae
Source: RefSeq, a predicted model, not a curated record
GCAACGGAAAGAAACUAACAGAAAAGGAGAAAGGCAAAGCUCGCAAUGAAGACGAGAGAGGGCUAGAGAGAGAAGGGGAUGGGGGGUUCUGCCACCCUCUGAUCGCCUCACCAACCCGUCCAGCCUUCCCCUUCCAAGCGAGAAAGCCAAAAGUAAAGGCGAGCGAGGGAGGGAGAGGAAAACCCCCACCGGGAAGCCAGGCAUUCACCCCUCCUCCUCCUCCCCCAAUCCCACCGACGAGCUCGCCGCCCGGCCGGAGCCCGAUCCAAUCCGCCGCGCCGCCGCCCUCCUCCUGCAUUGGCCUCCGAAAACCAAUGAAUUUUUGGAUGGGGAAGGUACAGAGUAAGAAUGUUCCAGCCUAUGAUGGAGCAAUUUUUCUGUGCAACCACCUGACCAGGAAGGAGUGCUUCCACAGAAAGCUUUUUGGCCUUUCGUCUAAAUGUACUGAGUUUAUACAUAAAGUGAAAUCUGGCGCGACACUAUUCCUGUAUGAUGUUGAGCAACGUAAGCUUCAUGGGGUGUUUGAAGCAACUUCAGAUGGAGCCAUGAAUAUCAUUCCUGGUGCAUAUGCCUCAUCAGGGUUUCAGUAUCCUUGUCAGAUACGCUUUAAGAGGAUUUGGUUUUGCAAGCCUUUGAUGGAAAGUGAAUUUGAAGAUGCUGUACAGGAUAAUUAUUACUUCGCAAGAAACAAGUUUAAUUACGGUUUGACACAUCAACAGGUUGUAAAGCUUCUUCACUUGUUUUCUUCAAGGAACAGAUUACAGCCUCGUCAAAAUCCAAGGUUACAGUAUGAACCUCCAAGGGAGUCUGAUAUUUCUUCUGUGGUUAACCAAACUGAUAACCAGUCUGGUUCAAAUAGCACUUCACACGGUUCAUUGAAAAGCCCCUGUCAAACAUGUACCUCCUCCAAUGUUGGGGAACAUGCAGCAUCACCGAGUCACAAGUUAUCUGAGCCUAUGUCAUUAAAGCACAGAGAGUUACAACUAGACAUCUCUGAUGUGGCUAAGUCCAACAGCUCAAGAUCUUCCUUGCACACUGCAGCAAAUACAGACGUUGUCACUGAACCUGGCACCCAAGAAGCAGUGGAUGACAAGUUUACUGAUGAUUAUAUACCACUACAGCUGGAGGAUGAUACUUCAGAUGGUGUUGAUACUCUAUUUGAUUUGCUUGGAGAUGAGAGUCACUCUUCAGAAUCUAAAGGCAGUAGUGACUCUGAAGAGAACACAGCUUUCCACCAACCAUGUGUCAGGAAGAAAGAUGAUUGCCAUCAGCCCCCGGCAGAUUCAAAGCUUCGCGCUGACAUUGAAGGGCGAAAAAGCGUGUUUGCUCGGUUAAUGGGAAGACCUGAAUCUUUUGUUCAAAGACAGAAGUUCAAGACCAAACCAUUCCCAUCAAAGAAUGCUAAGUCUUUCAGUUCCCCUAAUCAGAGGAGAAAACGGCGGAGGGCACAGCAGAGCAAGUCCUUUCCAUGUGAUAAUCGUGCAACGUUGGGUAUGCCUUCAGCUCAUAAGAUGAUAAAAGGUCCAGCAUUGGACUAUUCAUUUGUCUGGGACGAUGACAGAAGAUCCAACAAGUUCUCUGGUGGAAAACCAAGCAACAUUCAGAGAGUCCUGUGGGAUGUAUCUACUAAAGAACCUGAUCGAUAUGGUGCAUGCAAAAGGCUGUUUGUUCCUGAAGGUAGUAAAAAUUUGAUCGGGUCCUCUAACAGAGUGUCAAAUAAACCCCCAAUGUUUGCUGAAGUACAUGAGAGCCGCAAAGUCACUGUUGAAGAAAAAACCAGGACCCCUGUCUUGGAUUUUAAGCGGCAUGCUAAGGAUCCAAAUAUUGAAGGAGGAGAUCCAGAUUAUUUGGCCGAUGUUGAGGAAGCAGCAACGAAGAAGACACGGUUAGCAAGUGCAUCUUACCAUGGAGAGGAGGAUGAAAGUGAAACUGCAUUGGUUUCAAAAGACACCAGACCUAUGGACAUGCUGACAGUAUCAGAUGAGAACUGCAAACUCAAUAGCAUCAGUUUGUUAUCUAAUGACACAUGUACUCAGAUGGCUGGAGCUUAUCUCGAAACCGAAGUGCAACUGAAAGAUGAACAGCAAAGGAUCCAAGGCUGCCGUGAAGAUGUUACAGGUGAUACUGAGAACAUGCCGAUAGUAUCAGAUGAGAACUGUAAACUCAAUAGCAUCAGUUUGUCAUCUAAUGAUACCUGUACUCAGAUGGCUGGAGGUUAUCGCGAAACCGAAAUGCAACUGCAAGAUGAACAGCAAAGGAUCGAAGGCUGCUGUGAAGAUGUCACAGGUGAAAAAUCAUUGCUCGGAGAUUCUGGAAAUGCACAGCUGUUUCGCAAGCUCAGUUUUGGUGACAUGCAGAUCAUUGUUGAAACUGGCAGUGAGGUGGGUUUUGGCCAUGUGGACACUGAAACAUCUCUCCAAGAGAAACAAAAGCAAAGUGCUAGGAGCUGCUCUGGAGUGGUUGAUACAGAUACAAGGUUGAUCAUCGAAAAUCCUGAAACCAUGGAAUCCUUGCCCAACCAUGAUCAGGAUGGAACUUUUGAAAUGGUGGCAACUGAUCACCAGGACACCAGUACCCUCCCUCAGUGCAAAGAUGGUGAAGCUACAAACCAACUGACAGGCUCUGAAGAUGAUAAAGAUAGUACCAACAACUUGUCGCCGAACAGCCGUCGAAGCACUUCACCUCCUCGUGAUCUUGAGUUGAGCAAAGAAGAGGAGAUGCGACACCAAAGUUACCGAACAAAACAUGGAGCAGCCCAUGAAAUCUCAGACUCCACGGACUCAUUUGCGAUCUGCGCCGAGGGUUACGGAAGCCAGAUUGGGAUGUCAACUGACAGCACCUCUGUUCAUCUGAUCAUCAACGAACUUGGAACAAACUCAGAGUCCAGGACAAGUUUCUUCGACAGCUCCUGUGACAAAGAAUCAAAUAAACACCCGCUGUUUGCUGAAGUACAUGAGAUCUGCAAAGUCAGUGUUGAAGAAGAAACCAGGACCCCUUUCUUGGACUUUACACGGUGUGCCAAGGAUCCAAAUGUUGAAGGAGGAGAUCCUACUGCCGAUGUUCAGGAAGCAGCAACGAAGAAGAUGCGGUUAGUAAGUGCAUCUUACCAUGGAGAGGAGUAUGAAAGUGAAACUUCAUUGGUUCCAAAAGACACCAAACCUAUGGACAUGCUGACAGUAUCUGAUGAGAACUGUAAACUCAAGAGCAUCAGUCUGUCAUCUAAUGACACCAGUGCUCAGAUGGCUGGAGCUUAUCUUGAAACCGAAGUGCAACUGCACGAUGAACAGAAAAGGAUCCAAAGCUGCAGUGAAGAUGUUACCGGUGAUACAGAGAACAUUCUGACAGUAUCAGAUGAGAACUGUAAACACAAGAGCAUCAGUUUGUCAUCUAAUGACACAUGUACUCAGAUGGCCAGAGCUUAUCUUGAAACCAAAGUGCAGCUGCAAGAUGAACAGCAAAUGAUCCCCGGUUUGUCCUCUCAUGACACCUGUACUCAGAUGGCUGGAGCUUAUCUCGAAACCGAAGUGCAACUGCAAGAUGAACAGCAAAGGAUCCAAGGCAGCUGUGAAGAUGUCACAGGUGAUAAAUCAUCGGUUCUUGGAGAUUCUGGAGAUGCACACCUGUUUCGCAGGCUCAAUUUCGGUGACAUGGAGACCAUUGUUGAAACUGGCAGUGAGGUGGGUUUUGGCCAUGUGGACACUGAAACAUCCCUCCGAGAGAAACAAAACCAAAGUUCUAGGAGCUGCUAUGGAGUGGUUGAUGCAGAUACAACGUUGAUCCUCGAAAAUCCUGAAACCAUGGAAUCCUUGCCCAGCCAUGAUGAGGAUGGAACUUUGGAAAUGGUGGCUACUGAUCAUCAGGACACCGGCACCCUCCCUCAGGGCAAAGAUGGUGAAGCUACGGACCCAUUGACAGGCUCUGAAGAUGAUGAAAAUACUACUUCCAACGCCCUGUCCCCGAACAGACGUCGAAGCAGUUCACCUCCUGGUGAUGUUGAGUUGAGCAAAGCAGAGGAGAUGCGAUACCAAAGUUACCAAGCCAAACAUAUAGCAGCUGCCCAUGAAAUGUCAGACUCGACGGACUCAUUUGUGGUCUGCGCCGAGGGUUACGGAAGCAAGAUUGGUAUGUCAACUAACAGCACCUCUGUUCAUCUGGUCAUCAACGAACUUGGAACAAACUCGGAGUCCAGGACAAGUUUCUUCGACAUCUCUUGUGACAGAGAAUCAAAUAAACCCCUCUUUGCUGAAGUACAUGAGAGCUGCAAAGUCACUGUUAAAGAACAAAUCAGUACCCCUUGCUUGGACUUUAAGCGGCGUGCUAAGGAUCCAAAUGUUGAAGGAGGAGCGGAUUAUACUGCCGAUGUUCAGGAAGCAGCAAGGAAGAAGACGCGGUUAGCAAGUGCGUCUUACCAUGGAGAGGAGUAUGAAAGUGAAACUGCAUUGGUUCCAAACGACACCAAACCUAUGGACAUGCUGACAGUAUCAGAUGAGAACUGUAAAUUCAAGAGCGUCAGUUUGUCAUCUAAUGACAGAUGUACUCAGCUGGCUGGAGCUUAUCUUGAAACCAAAGUGCAGCUGCAAGAUGAACAGCAAAGGAUCCAAGGCUGCUGUGAAGAUGUUGCUGGCAAUACCGAGAAUAUGCUGAAAGUAUCAGAUGAGAACUGUAAACUCAAUAGCAUCUGUUUGAUAUCUAAUGACACAUGUACUGUGAUGCCUGGAGCUUAUCUCGAAACAGAAGUGCAACCGCAAGAUGAGCAGCAAAGGAUCCAUGGCUGCUGCGAAGAUGUCACAGGUGAUAAAUCAUCGAUUCUCGGGGAUUCUGGAAAUGCAAACCUGUUUCGCAGGCUCAGUUUCAGUGGCAUGCAGACCAUUGUUGAAACUGGCAGAGAGGUGGGUAUCGGCCAUGUGGACACUGAAACAACCGUCCAAGAAAAGCAAAACCAAAGUGCUAGGAGCUGCCCUGGAGGGGUCAAUGCAGAUAAAAUGUUGAUCGUCGAAAACCCUGAUACCAUGGAAUCAUCGCCCAACCAUGAUGAGGAUGGAACUUUGGAAAUGGUGGCCACUGAUCAUCAGGACACAAGUAGCCUCAUGAUCCUUGGAAUCCGUCAGGGCAAAGAUGGUGAAGCUGCAAACCCACUGACAGGUUCUGAAGAUGAUGAUGAAGGUGCUACCAGCAACACCACUUCGCCAGACAGACGUCGAAGCUCUUCACCUGCUCAUGAUGUUGAGUUGAGCAAAGCAGAGGAGACGCGAUGCCAAAGUCACCAAACCAAAAAUGUGGCAGCUGCUCAUGAAAUGUCGGACUCCACGGACUCAUUUGCGGUCCGCGCUGAUGGCAACGACGGAAGCAAGAUUGCGGCAUCAACUGACAGCACCUCUGUUCAUGUGGUCGUCAACGACCUCCUUGGCACAAACUCGGAGUCCAGGACGGGCUUCUUCGACGGCUCCUCGAGCGAGCCUGCCGAGAUGAUCAUACUCUCGCAUGACCCCGGCGUGGACAUGGAACCUCACUGA